Oppia nitens is the source of this 2371-nucleotide messenger RNA. RefSeq names its product cytosolic carboxypeptidase 1-like (gene Nna1). Gene Ontology annotation, biological process: proteolysis; protein side chain deglutamylation; C-terminal protein deglutamylation. The transcript has 3 exons. Gene Ontology annotation, molecular function: zinc ion binding; metallocarboxypeptidase activity. NCBI's taxonomy places the organism in Eukaryota, Metazoa, Arthropoda, Arachnida, Sarcoptiformes, Oppiidae. Bases 14 to 2371 code for a protein of 785 amino acids. The record is from RefSeq and is a predicted model, not a curated record.
GCAUUUAUCAUAUAUGAUGAAUAGUAGAGACUAUUUAAUACAUUUAUCUAUAAAUCAUAAAGUAUUGACUUUUAUGAAAAGCAUAAUUCAAAACAAGACUCAAAUUGAAAGACCAGAGUAUUUGAAUCGAGUAUUUAUAUUAUCGAGUCUUUUAAUACAACGAUUAUCCGAACCUUUAUCCCUACCUUUGAAAUCACAUUAUAAUCCAUAUGUAUUUGAAUUGCCAUUCAAUGAGACUAUUAAUUAUAACUUACAAAAGGAUAACAUUUUUAAUGGCAAUGAUUUUAAUAGCUAUAAUAAUAAUUAUGAUUAUUACUGUUCAGAUGAAAGCAGUUCAGACAAUGAAUGUGACCAUCAUUUAGAUAAUGAAUCCAUUUCUAUUGAAAACGACGAUAAAAAUGUUAUAUCUUAUAAACAAUUUUUUCCCGAAAUUAAAGAUUUUGGUUGGGAUUUACAGUUAAAACACAUGGAUGUGGACAAUGAUAACAUAGAUAAUAAUGUUUUGACAAAUAAAAGAAAAAAUAGCAUCGAUAGCAUUAAAUCACUUUUUUGUGGUUGUUUUGUAAAUAAUCAUAACUCUGAUAACAUAACUGAUAAUAUUAAUCAUUUGAAUGAUAAUACUAUGGCUUUGAAUCAAUCAAUAAAAGAGAUGAUUGAGAGCUCUAAGGAAGACAAACGCAAAGAGAUUUUUAUGGAAAGCGCUGAUUGGAGACAUGUUUAUACAUCAAUGGCUUUAAAUACUAAAAGUAUUCAAUCAAUUGUCAUUUUAGCAGAACCUGAAUUGGCUGCCAAUAUUGGAAACAAAGAGUUGGAACCGUUGACAAUGGAUGAUGAUUACAAUAACUAUGAGACGACCAGAAUUAAGCUUAUGGAGCAUAUUAUACAGCGAUUUGAACAUAAAAACAAUGAUUUAUAUGUCAUCUAUGAUAUUGAAAAUAAAGACAUGUGUUUUAAUUAUAAAAAUAGACUUCAAUUUGAGUCCCGUUUUGAAAGUGGAAACUUAAGGAAAGUUGUUCAAAACGACUUAACCUCUAAUGAAUACAUACUUUUGCUAAAUACUGACAUCAAUACCUGUUCUCACACUCAAUGGUUUUACUUCAGAGUUAGUAAUAUGAAAGCAAAUGUUGAAUAUGUGUUUAAUAUAAUUAAUUGUGAAAAACAAAGUAGUCUUUACAAUGAAGGCCAAAGACCAGUCAUGUUCUCAACCAAAGAGUUUGUUGUCUGUGAUAAACCAUUUUGGAAAAGAGUUGGCUAUUCUAUAGCUUAUUAUAGGAAUCAUUAUCUUAAAGAUAAUUUAAUGACAAGUUUAAUGAAUGGCAAAACUCAUUACACACUGACAUUUAAAAUACAAUUUCCAUUUGAUAAUGACAUUUGUUAUUUAGCUUUCAAUUAUCCGUUUAGUUAUACAUAUUUAAGAAGUUGUAUACAUUUUUGGCAGAAUUGUCACAACACUUGUAAUAUAUACUUUCGUCAACAAACUCUAUGUACGACAUUAGCGGGAAAUGAUGUGCCGGUGCUUACUAUUACCAGCUGUAAGCCGAUCMCAAGUUCAAUAUCGCGUCAAUAUAUAGUACUUGUAGGUCGAGUACAUCCCGGAGAAUCUAAUUCUUCGUGGAUUAUUAAGGGUUGUAUUGACUUUUUGUUAAGUGAAAGAUUAUCAGCAGAAAAAUUAUUGGAGAAAUAUGUCUUCAAAAUAGUUGCGAUGUCUAAUCCUGAUGGUGUCAUCAAUGGAAAUUCCCGAACGGGCGCACAGGGAGAUGAUCUGAAUAGGCAAUGGAGUCAACCCAAUCCACUAUUGCAUCCAACUAUUUAUCACAUGAAAUCUUUAAUAAAAUAUUUAAAUCAUAUUUCAAACAAUUCAAAUCCAGUAGUUUUAGUCGACUUUCACGGCCACUCUCGACGUAAAAAUAUCUUUGUUUACGGCUGCUGUCCGUCGAUGUCAUGGAAAAGAAGUGACCGAAACAAACAACACGAUAGCAGUCAUAUGGCUCUACCAUUACUAUUGAAUUCAACGGCGCCUGCAUUUAGUCUUAAUAACUGUAUGUUUAAUAUCGAGGAGAACAGAGAGAGGACGGCCAGGAUUACCAUUUGGCGAGAAUUGGGUCUUACGGCGUGUUAUACACUCGAGUGCUCUCAAGCCGGUUGUGAUCAGGGAUUAUAUGAUGGCAUGCAUUUGGGUAUUAAUCAAUUAACAGAAAUGGGAUCCAAGUUUUGUAUGGCUUUAUUAAAACUUCAAUUUCAAUACAACUCUAUUACUGGUCGUCUCCUUCCUGUCGUUCCCAACGAUCUUCUUAUGGAAUCAAACGAGUUUUUAAGUGAUAAAGAUAUUAAUGAAGACGACAACAACAGUGAGGAAAGCUUAUUAUUUUAA